Messenger RNA from Besnoitia besnoiti, 4416 nucleotides. RefSeq lists its product as uncharacterized. The transcript is spliced from 11 exons. The record is from RefSeq and is a predicted model, not a curated record. The coding region runs from base 1 to 4416 and encodes 1471 amino acids. NCBI's taxonomy places the organism in Eukaryota, Apicomplexa, Conoidasida, Eucoccidiorida, Sarcocystidae.
AUGGCGGGAUCCCCAAGGGGCGGGCCGUGGCCCCCCUCGUCCGCCGCUGCCGCUCCCUCGCCCUCUCUUUCCUCGUCGGGCUCACGGGCAGCAGAGCGACAUCAAGCUAGCGGCGGGAACGCCUCCGCGCCCCUGUCUCCUCUCAGUCAAGCUUCUUCUGCUCCUUUGGGGCCUGCCCGCUCUUCUGUCUCUCGGCCGCAUCCCUUUGGGCGCCAUCUCUCUUCUUCCUCGCAGUCGCAGUGUGCUUCGUCCCCCCUAUAUGCAGCUGCGGAAGAUUCGUGCAGGGUGUACCUACAGCCUGACCACCAGCAGCAGUUUUUGCUUCAGGGACGCCUGGUCGACGACACCAUUGGCCCGCGAUCGACGCGUUCGUUUUUUUCUCUCGUCUCCAGCGCCACAGGCGUCGGGCCUUCGUCUCCCUCCUCGCCUUCUGGACUGUUCGCAGUCGGCAGCGGCGCGGCGCUUCACUCACCGGCUGCCAGCGCAUCUCUUUCCUUCGCCCCCUGUAAUGCCUCCCACGCGUCGCUCGAGGGGGCGGGCGCGCCGGCGUCGUCUCCUUUCGUGGGCACAGCGGCGGGAGGCUUGGCGUCGUUCAUGUCUUCUCUCACUUCCUCGACUUCCGGUAAGGUCUCAGCGGGGGGCGCAGCCGCCGGCGAGCGCGUUCUUUCGCGCUCAGUGGAGAAAGUGAUUGAGAGCGGCGACGUCAAGAUGGAGGACAUCGAGCCUGAGCAGGCCGCAGACAUCUCCAAGGCUCUCUUCCUUCACCAGAAGAAUCACCACGUCCUUCUUCAAAGCGAGAUGAUCCCGCGGACGCCUCUGGCGAUUCAUCCACUCUCGCCCAUGUGGGACCAGGCGGCGAUGCCAGGCGCGCGGCAGAAGGAUGGGCGCGAGGACGGCGCCGCAUCGCGGCCGGUCUCGGCGGAAAGAGGCACGCGAACGCUCAACAUUAUCAGGGAGGUCUAUCAAGGCCACCAGCACCCUUCGCCGGCUGCCGCCGCGGCCGAUGGCGGUGCUGCGAGGAAGGGUGGCGAAGGCGAGAAGGCUGCGGUGGGCGCGGCGCAUGCAGGCGAGGCUGCGACCGAUGCGCACGGCGAGGAAAGAAAGCUCGCGAGUCGACGCACGCGCAGCGAAAGCGUGAGCAGAGAGAGUCUGCAGCAGCCAGAAGGCGCAGAGGCGCGUGGGACCGUAGAGAAGAAGAGGGCGAGGGCGGCAGGUUGCCUUUCGUCUCUCGUCGCAGGAAAGCCAGAUGAUGGAGGCCUGCCGGGCGGGAGGGGCGAACGCUCGCAGCUGUCGGCUGUGGAGGGACGAGGCGGCGAACCGGAGAUGCUCCUUUUCCCGUCCAACGAAGCAGAAGAGGCGUGGAUACUCGAUGAAAUCGAGGCGCGACUCAAGGAAGAUGCCGAGUGGUACUUGGAGAGCACAAAGUCUGAGUUGCAGGAACUGAGAAUAAACGCCGAGCGCGAAGUACUGGCGCUGCAGUAUAUCCCUCUCAAAGCUGACCGCCUGCUUGCGCUGGACACCAGCUGCCGCGAGAGUCUCCUCGGCGUCUUCGUCUGCCUCUGCCUGCGGCACAUUGAAAGCGCCAGCCCCGAGAUCCAGAGUCUCCUCGCGGAGUGGAGUUUGAUUUUUCUUCACACGCUGGCAAGCCCCCAAGUUCUGAACGUCGACGGCAGCGUCGAGAAGAGCUUAGUUCGGCCGAUUGUUCUGCGCGACCAGCUCUUAAAAGACGGGCUAACGGCUUCAGACAUCCUGAGUCCCGUGCCGCUGAUGAAAGUCGUCGUCCAGGCGUGCGACAAGCUGCAGCCAGAGUUCAACUCGAUUUUCAACACUCUUCACGCGGAGAUGUCGUGCUUCGCUCACCGGACCUCCUCGCCGCAGGAUUCCCCCUCCAGCGCGAGCCUGUCUUCGUCCUUCCCUUGUGACGGCAAAGCGGCGGCGUCCUCGGCGCUACAUUCGGACUCGGUGUCUGCUUCCACAGCGGCUCCCUCAGAUGCGUGCGCCUCGUCGCGCGGCCCUGCGUCGAGUCGCGGAGGGCAGGGUUCACUCGACAGCGAGCUGCAGACGAGCCGCCCAGGCCAUGGCAGACGCAGAAAUCCUUCUCCGCCGGUAGCGCCGCACGCACGCUACGCUCGCGAGAGACAGGGAAUCCUCGACGAGAGCGAAGAGGAGGGAGGACAGAGGCGUAGGGGGAGUGCGGAUAGUGGCGAUGGCGGAAAGAGACGCGGAAACAGAGCAGAAAGGGGCGCCUGCGCUCCCGCAUCCGACUGUACGUACACCGCAGACGGGGACGCGCAGGCAGGCAGGGGGAGCGGAGCCGCCGUUUCGCUGCGCGCCGAAAGGCGCGGCGUGGACGACGGCGGCAGCCUGCACCACGGCAGUCCAGGCGAGUGCGGAGAAGACGCGGCGCGGAGGAGCGACAGCCUGGGAGGCCGCACGAGUGACGGGCGGAGCUCCAGCGGCGAGGGAGAGGAAGAAGAGAAAGUGAGUGAGCGUCUGCGGCGGCGGUUGGACGCAGAGAGGCGAAAGGAAGAGGCGGAAAGGAAGCGCCUGGAGACUUCCAUUGUGUGCGCGCGAGCCCGCGGCCUCGGUUCUCUGGACGGUGACGCUGAUGUCUCGUCCGAGAGCGGCAAGAGAGAGAACGGCCUGGGCUCUGCGCGGUGGCUGCCCUGCGACAGCGCGUGUCUGCAGCGAGUCGAGACACGGGGCGCUGGAGAGGAUCAAGCAACGCAGGCGCCGCCGUGGCAAGUGUCCUCUUCGGGUUCGGAUUCGCAUCCCCUUCGCUUCACGUGUGUCGCGGCGCAUCCUCUCGCCGCGGGUCAGUCUCGCCCCCCCUGCCGCGGGCGGCCGUCGGAGACGUGCGAUUCGUCACUGCGCGUGUGUCUGGAGAAGCGCCGCGAAGAAGACGACGAGGAUGCAGCAGGCCUGGUGGUCGCUGUGGGUUCCGUGGAGGAGCAGGAGGAAGAUAUCCAGGAGGAUGGCGAGGACGGCAGCAGCUGCGGCGAUGAAGGUUUCUCGCUCGCGGAGCAGCGAAUUCUGCUUCAUACUGAGGAGGAGCUUCAUCGCUACCAGGCGCGAGCUAGCGGACGCCUCUCGGGGCUGCAGGGGCGCGACGACGGGAGCUUCAGCGCCGCCGCGGGCUCGGGCGAUGACGAGGAGGCGUCUUCGCUGAUGCCGUCGUUGCCGCCCUCCGCGAAGACAGUUCUACUCAGAGAACUGACGACGGCCCUCGUGACUAGCGGCGCGUUUGACGCCCGCGUGCAGCUCAUGCUGCAGCUCUUCGCGGUGGAGAUGCUUGGCCUCAAUCCUCUCAUUCUGAUUAGACUCCAACAUCACCUCGCCGCCGACCUCCUCGGUUUGCUCAGAGCCAGCACGAAGGAAGGCUCGCGGCAGAAGGCCUGGAGGCGUCUCAAGAUUGCAGGCGCGGCACUUGGCGGCGGAUUUCUGGUGGCGCUGACAGCAGGUCUCGCCGCUCCCGGUAUCGUCGCGGGCCUCGCGUCUCUUGGGCUCGGCGGGGCCGGUGUCUCCGCCUUCCUCGCCUCCGCCGGCGGCAUGGCCGUCAUGGUGUCUCUUUUUGGUGCCGGAGGGGCCGGUCUGACAGGGUGGAAGUACAGUAGGCGCAUCGCAAACAUCAAGGUUUUCGAGUUCGACAUGCUCAACGGAAAAACGCCGGCAAGUCUCGGAGUCACUGUCUGCGUGUCUGGCUACUUGCGCACGUUUGAUGACAUCUCCCUCCCCUGGCUGCAGGCAUGUCCGCUCGCGUGCUCAGAUCUCUUUUCUCUCAAGUGGGAGCCGAAGAUCCUCAAAGCCCUCGGAGGCAUGGUCGUUCAAAUGCUUUCGCAGGACUUUGCUGUCGCGGCGGGCAAGUACUACUUGCAGCACACCGUGCUCGGUGGCCUCACGUUCGCCUUGUUUUGGCCUAUGGCGCUCAUUCAGUACGCGGCGAACCUCGACAACACGUGGAUCCUGUGUCGAGAACGCGCACAGCAGGCUGGCAGACUUCUCGCCGAUGCGAUCUCCGACACGCAGGCAGUUGGGCAGCGACCCGUCAGCCUGGUCGGCUACAGCAUGGGCGCGCGAGUCGUCUUCUACUGUUUGCAGACGCUGUGGAAGCGCCGAAAACUCCACGUGGUGUGCGACUGCGUGCUCAUUGGUCUGCCUGCGAGCCUCAACGCGAAGCAGUGGUCAGCGGCUCGCGACGUGGUUAGCCGGCGCCUCGUGAACGUCUACUCGCGCUCCGACUGGCUUCUCGCAUUUCUCUAUCGAUGGAUGGAGUGGGGCCUGCAGGUUGCAGGCCUCAGCCCCGUGAAGUGCGUCCCGGGUGUGGAGAACUACGACGUCACCGGGCUGGUGAAGAGUCACGCGCAGUACCCGGAGAAGAUCCCCGAUAUUCUCUCGUUCAUCGGCUUCGACGCCUGA